Molecule: messenger RNA, 6110 nt
Organism: Pungitius pungitius (ninespine stickleback)
Lineage: Eukaryota; Metazoa; Chordata; Actinopteri; Perciformes; Gasterosteidae
Gene: inppl1a
Product: inositol polyphosphate phosphatase-like 1a
Exons: 27
Coding region: 359-4159 (1266 amino acids)
Biological process (GO): regulation of immune response; phosphatidylinositol dephosphorylation; negative regulation of insulin-like growth factor receptor signaling pathway
Cellular component (GO): cytosol
Molecular function (GO): protein binding; inositol-polyphosphate 5-phosphatase activity
Source: RefSeq, a predicted model, not a curated record
CCCGCUUGACGUGGCCCGUCCCCGCUGUCGCUCUCCGGGCUCCGCUCUGGAUUUACAUACCCCGAUUUCCGUGGGGCCGGGAAGCGAAAGAAGAGGGUGGCGAGCUAUUCAGGAACCGAGGAAACCGACGCUCACGUUACGACUUGACAAAUUCCAACUUUUAGCCCUCGCGUCGGUUCUUUCGCGUCGUCCCGACCCGCGACGGAGUAACGUCCACGCGACUCCCCCCCCCCCCCCCCCGCCGCCGCUGGACUUUUGCUCCUCUCUCUCUCGCCUGGAGAAGGGCCGGAAGGUCCUCGGAGAAGUUCUGGGGAAGCAGCUUGGGAGUUGAGCCCGGUUUUCCGAAGGGGCUGUGGCCAUGGCCAUGGCCGGGGGUGGAGGGGGUGGAGGCGUUGGUGUUGGUGGAGGUGUUUCACCGUUGGGGCCCGCACCGCCGACGUGGUAUCACCGGGACUUGAGUCGGGCGGCCGCCGAGGAGCUGCUGGCCCGGGCCGGGAGAGACGGCAGCUUCCUGGUGCGGGACAGCGAGAGCGUCAACGGGGCUUACGCUUUGUGUGUCCUGUUUCAGAAGCAUGUCCACACAUACAGAAUCCUCCCUGACGAUGAAGGAUUUCUCGCAGUACAGACAUCUCAGGGCGUGCAGCCCAAGCGGUUCAAGACGUUGCUGGAGUUGGUGUCGUUGUACCUGCAGCCCAGCCAGGGUCUGGUCAGCACGCUGCUGUACGCGGUGGAGAGGGAGGAGGCCGCGGUCAGCGACGACCGCGACUAUUCAGACGGGGAGGAUGAGAAGCCGCCGCUGCCCCCUCGCUCCGUCUCCAGCUGCCCCCCACCUGGACCAGACACACCAACAGAGAGUGCUCCAGCAGCUAAUGGCCUCAGCACCAUCUCCCAUGAGUACCUGAAGGGAAGCUACGCUCUGGACCUGGAGGCGGUAAAACAGGGAGCCUGCUCCCUGCCUCACCUCAAUAAGACGCUAUUGGCCUCCUGCAAAGGCCUAAAUGGGGAGGUGGAUAAAGUUCUGUCGGGUCUGGAGAUCCUGUCUAAAGUUUUUGAUCAGCAGAGUUCAUUCAUGGUCUCCAAGAUGAUCCAACAGUCGGUGAAUCAGGGUGGAGACCAGGCGUUGGAGAACCUUGUGACCAAGCUGGCAAUUCUCAAAGACCUGCUGUCCUCCAUAGAGAAGAAGGCUCUGAAAACUCUCCAGGAACUGAGUUUGUCGCCAUGCUCCCUCCCUCCUCUUUCCAUGCGUCACAGCAAAGCCAUCCCUGUGCAGGCCUUUGAGGUAAAGCUGGACAUGUAUCUGGCAGAGCUGACGAAGAUAGGAAAGAGUCAGAAGUACACUCUGUCUGUGGACGUGGAGGGGGGGCGUCUGGUAGUGAUGAAGAAGGUGAAGGACAGCCAGGAGGACUGGACCACCUUCACGCACGACAAAAUCCGUCAGCUGAUCAAGUCUCAGCGAGUGCAGAAUAAACUGGGCAUUGUCUUUGAGAAGGAGAAGGACAAGAACCAGAGGAGAGACUUCAUCUUUGCCAGUGCUAAGAAACGGGAGGCAUUUUGUCAGCUGCUGCAGUUAAUGAAGAACAAACAUUCCAACCAAGACGAGCCAGACAUGAUUUCCAUCUUCAUAGGCUCCUGGAAUAUGGGCUCGGUGCCGGCGCCCAAGUCUCAGGCCUCGUGGGUGUUGUGUCGCGGUCUCGGGAAAACUCUCGACGAGAUCACGGUCACCAUCCCCCACGACCUUUACGUGUUUGGAAGCCAAGAAAACUCUGUGUGCGAUCGUGAAUGGGUGGAGUCACUGCGCGCCAUGUUGAAAGAACAGACCGAACUGGAUUACAAACCGAUCGCAGUGCAAACUCUGUGGAACAUAAAAAUUGCUGUGUUGGUGAAACCGGAACACGAGAACCGGAUCAGCCACGUGGGAAUGUCCAGCGUCAAGACGGGCAUCGCCAACACGCUGGGUAACAAAGGAGCUGUGGGCGUGUCCUUUAUGUUCAACGGGACAUCUUUCGGCUUUGUGAACUGUCACUUGACGUCAGGGAAUGAGAAGAUUGCCAGGAGGAACCAGAACUACCUAGAUAUCCUCCGCCUGCUGUCGCUAGGAGACAAACAGCUGAGCUCCUUCGACAUCUCGCUGCGCUUCACACACCUCUUCUGGCUGGGAGACCUCAACUACAGGCUGGAUAUGGAUAUACAGGAGAUUUUAAACUACAUCAACAGGAAGGAGUUUGAGCCCCUGCUGAAGGUGGACCAGCUCAACCUAGAGAGAGAGAAGAACAAAGUCUUCCUACGCUUUGGGGAGGAAGAGAUCUCGUUCCCACCCACCUACCGCUAUGAACGUGGCUCAAGGGACACGUACGUCUGGCAGAAGCAGAAGGCAACUGGGAUGAGGACGAAUGUUCCAUCCUGGUGUGACAGGAUCCUGUGGAAGUCGUACCCAGAGACACACAUUGUCUGUAACUCCUAUGGCUGUACGGACGAUAUAGUGACCAGUGAUCAUUCCCCUGUGUUUGGUACCUUUGAGGUGGGGGUGACCUCCCAGUUUGUCUCCAAGAAAGGUCUGCCGAAGACGUCAGAGCAGGCCUACAUUGAGUUUGAGAGCAUUGAGGCCAUUGUGAAGACGGCGAGCAGGACCAAGUUCUUCAUUGAAUUCUACUCUACGUGUCUGGAAGAGUUUAAGAAGAGCUACGAGAACGACAGUCAGAGCAGCGACAACGUCAACUUCCUGCGCGUGGGCUGGUCCAACAAGCAGCUAACGACGCUUAAACCUCUUCUCUCGGACAUCGAGUACCUCCAGGACCAACAUCUGCUGCUCACAGUGAAAUCCCUGGAUGGAUACGAGUCCUACGGAGAGUGUGUGUUGGCUCUGAAGUCUAUGAUUGGCAGCACAGCACAGCAGUUCCACACCUACCUGUCCCACCGGGGCGAGGAAACGGGGAAUAUAAGGGGGUCCAUGAGGGUCAGAGUCCCUUCCGAACGAAUGGGAACCAGGGAGAGACUCUACGAGUGGAUCAGUGUGGACAAGGAUGAGACGGGGGGGCCUAAAGGGAAAUCCACUUUGGUAUCCAAAGUGGGGCAUGAAUACGUCAAGCCGCAUGUAGUUCGGAAACAGGUUGGAGAACUCGGGAAAGUGAGUGAGGAAGGAGAAAGGACCAGCAAAGAGGAAACUGCUGCAAGACUCAAACAGGAGGCACCAGACGGUGACCCGUCGAUCUGCAAGAACAGCUACAAUAAUCCCGCCUACUACAUCCUGGAGGGCGUUCCCAACCAGUCGGCAGCUGCUCUUUCUCCUGAGCUCCUCCCGUCUCCUACCUCCCCAAACCCGCAGGUAGCUAAAGCCCCCCCUCCUCCCCCGGCCGGAGCUCGCACGAAACCGUCGUUUGCGGCCUCGGGGCCCUCUCACCCGCGCAAACACGUGAUGGGUCACGCGGUCCGCGCUAUUAGCGAGGAGGGCUCCUCGGAGGACGACGGAGGCGCCUGUGUGGCAGGAGCGCAGGGGGGCGGUGUCGGAGUGACGGUUGGAAGCACACUGAACCGACCUCCUCCCGACUUCCCCCCUCCUCCCCUCCCUAAGGGAGCCCUGGAGAUGGGCGCAGAAUCCCCCUUCUCCAAACCCCGCUCCAUUUACCCGGACCUAGCUGAGGUCAGGAUCCCGGCAGCCAGCCAUGCUGCCCCGCCGGGCCUCGGGGAGGGUUUUAGACGAGGCGGAGGAGGAGGAGCUGGACCGUUGGACGACCAGUCGUGUUCCGUCCUCCAGAUGGCGAAGACGCUGAGUGAGAGCGAGUUUCCCGGGCAGCCCGCCCGCGCUCCGUCGGCGCCGCCGCCCCUCAGAGGGCAGCCGAUGGGUUCGGGUCUGGACGCCUGCCGCACCUUCCCGCCCAGAAAUGCCAUCACGGAGAGCAUCGCAGAGGACAUGCCCGAGGAGGCGCUGUGGGGCAGCAGUAGUUCGUCCUUGUCUGUUGGGGAGUCGUCAGUGGGGGAGUGGCUGCAGAGGCUGGGACUGGAGAGGUAUGAGCCGGGCCUUCUGCACAACGGCUGGGACGACCUGGAGUUCCUCAGUGAUAUUACUGAGGAGGACCUGGAAGAGGCGGGAGUGCUCGACCCCGCUCACAAGAGAAUCCUGCUGGAGAGCCUCAAGCAGCAGCAGCAGCAGCAGCAGAAAUAAAACUCGGGUCCAAGAGGCUCAACCCCAGCUGAACUGAACUGAAACGUGCCAAAUGAUGCCAGACUGUGCCUUCCGAGUGAAAUUGCACUUUUCUUUUUUUUUUGUUGUUGAAAACACUUAGAACCACCAUCUUUUUCAGAUGUACUGUAGUGUGUGUUUUGUCGCAGAAGUGGCCUUAUUUAAAGAGAAUCAUUUCAGUCCUUCACGUCACACUACAUGACCUCGACGGGAUCCCGUUGUUUUUCUGGCCACAGAGAAUUGGAGAUGGGACGUGCGCGUCAAUGUCGUACCAUCACUUCCAGCAAGCUUCAGAGCUCGUCUUUCUGUGUCCUGAAAAACAACAAAUCAAGGGAAAGGAGAUUUCCAAAUUGAAAACUAAAUGAAAACUGAUUUUUAUGGGAAAUAAGGGGCCCUGUCUCUGUUUUGUUCCCCCAAUAAUGGUCACAUUUGGGGACACUAAAUGGGAUUUUUGGGAGAGCACUGAAGGGUGGUGUCAGCACGCAGCUGGUUAGGCCGGGCCUGUGUCAAGAUAAAGCUAAGUCAACUUGCAAUUCUCAUAUGUUGUACUUUUGUCAUGAUGUGUGGGCCGACGUUGUUUAAAUGGUGGCAACCAUCGGCUCAGUGUCUCUGCACAUAUUUAUGGUUUUAUUUUUAAGGAUAAAAGGGAAUACGUGGAGCAAACCAACCCAACCGGUCCCGGUGGAACUAAGAGUGCUUGUUUUGCUGUGGUACAACAUUCACCUGUCAGCCCUCAGCACCUCUGCAAUGUGAUCAGUUCACACUCAACACCAACAGUUCAGCUUUUUUCAUGAAGCCUGCCCAUUGUGACAAGUUGAUUGCAUUGUUGGAAGAUGAGAAUUUCAUUUUAGAAAUCUGUAAACACAUAAGUGCAUAAGGCUUUAUGUCAAUACAAUUUUACAUGAGGUAAACUGAAGGUUUUAUCCAGCACAUUUACUAUUUUCACCCUUUUGUUGUCCAUGAGGAUAUUAAAAUGACAUUGAUAGAAGACGGACAUUAUUUUAACACGUCUGUCCUUAAUUUCUCUUUUAAUUGUUUUAACGGAAUGGUUGGCUUGGCUAAACACAUGAACCAAUGAUAACGUUCUACAGACGAGUAUUUACUUAGCCAUCUUACUGUUGUCUUGGAAACCAUGACACCCUUUAAUACUGUCCGAGGAUUUAGCGGAUUUUAUUUUUUUUAUUUUCUUACAUGACACGUUGUAUAUUUAGUUCUGGUGGGAGAACAUGUCCCCUCCCAUGUUUCACACAUUGAAGGGUUGAAGGCUGAUGAUGUUCCCUCAUGUAACCAGCAGGUGGUGCUGCUUCUCCUUAAACCUCACCAGAAGGUUUCAUGCUGACUGAGCGGACUUUGUGGAAAAUGAGACGCAACCAAGUCGUGUUUAGUGAAAGAAGUUGUUUUGUUUGUGUAUUGUUAUUUAGCUGUUAACUCACUUGUAAGUGCUCACGUUGUUUUUAUUUGUUCUUAAUUUAAAUCCUGCCUCCUCCACUGCCUCUUAAGACGAGAGGCCAAACCGAUAAGCCAGUUUGUAGUCGCUGAUGUGAAAUCUCUGAACUCUCAAUGGAUGUGUUGUUUCAUUAUUGGGACUAAAUAUGUGUUCGUUUUGUUUCAAGUUUCAUUCAUGUUUUUCUCUCCUAGUUUUACUUGUGACAAAAAAAACCUUCCUUGAAUUACAUUGCUCACAUUCACACCUCUGCCAUGUUUUUGCUUGUGCGUAUUACAAGUUGUUUAAUUUUCUAACAGCCCAAAGGCUACGAUGCAGAGAAUUUGUGUGUCUGUGUGUCUCUGUUUGUCUGUAUGAGGGAGACGACACAUGCUCUUGUAUCUUAUUCCUUGGUGUAGUCACCUCUUUUUGGCUAUGUUAAGUUAAUGUAAGUUUUCCGUGACAUUUCUAUUUUAAUUUUUUUUAUUAAAAUCUAAUACUUUCCAAGUU